Molecule: messenger RNA, 1035 nt
Organism: Colletotrichum destructivum
Lineage: Eukaryota; Fungi; Ascomycota; Sordariomycetes; Glomerellales; Glomerellaceae
Exons: 2
Coding region: 1-1035 (344 amino acids)
Source: RefSeq, a predicted model, not a curated record
AUGGAACACUCUGUCACUCUUCUUUCUUCAUCUCUGGGUCAGGGCGAGGCGAACAGGGUCGGCCAUCAGUCCAACCACGUCGACGGCGAUGCCGACGCCGAGGUCAAGGCCAAUAAGCAGCGCAGGAAGCUCCAAAACCGGAAGAACCAAAGAGCACACCGACUGCGGAUCAAGGAGCAAGUCCCGGGGUCUUCUCAGACGUCGCGGCCGUUCCAUGUCAGGCGCUGGCGCCUCGACGAACCCGAUGAUUGUUCCUCCCGGGCCGCCUUGCCAGCCUCAAAAGGCGCGUCAGCGUUCACAACCGAACGCGCCUGUGUCCUUCGAGGGCCACAGCCCGCCUCGACAGUCCAUUCCCAGAAGCCCCUAACCCCACCGUCCGUCAUCUUCCCCCUUUCAACCGAUCACCUCCUCCAUCUUGUCCAAUACAACGUCUUCCGCGCUUUCGUCUCAAACAAGCGCACCCUCAACACCCUUCUCACAGGAUGGACCGAUAAACCCUCCUCCCCAACUACCUGUCCCAUCAGCGGUCCUUACCGUGACGACACAUCCGUCUACCCCCUGAAUCCCAACAUCCCACCCUGCCUCGUCCCGACCCGCCUCCAGCAGACCCGCCUACACUCCCUGUACAUCAACCUGUUUCCUUUUCCCUGCUUCCGUGACAAUCUGAUAAGACGCGAAGGAAGCUUCGACCAAUGGGAGCUUCUACAAGACCUCAUCGGUGAGCUCAUGAGUAUGACGCCGGCUCGAGAGCGACAGGGCAUCCCUAUAGCCAUCACAGUCUCCGACCCCAAACCUAAGCCCAAAUCGACCAUGACCCUCACGACAGGACGUGACGAGGACGAGGUCACUGCGGGCCGCAAGGGACUCAUCGUUUGGGGCGAGCCACACGACAUCCGGAGCUGGGAGGCCACACCCGGCUUUCUUGAGAAGUGGUCUUGGGCAGUCGAGGGAUGCGACGAGUUAGUUGAGGCUAGUAAUCGUUGGAGACUGAAGAGGGGAGAGGAACCUAUGCGCCUCUCUGGAUCGAAAAGGUAG